AACCUGGGCCUGGGAACCCCUCAGGACCCGCUGGAGCAGGAGUGCGGCGUGGUCAUGGAGGGCGUCAACACCCCCUACCUGUACUUCGGCAUGUGGAAGACCACCUUCGCCUGGCACACGGAGGACAUGGACCUGUACAGCAUCAACUACCUGCACUUCGGGCAGCCCAAGACUUGGUACGCCGUGCCCCCCGAGCACGGCCAGCGCCUGGAACGCCUGGCCAGGGAGCUCUUCCCGGGCAGCGCCCGCACCUGCGAGGCCUUCCUGAGGCACAAGGUGGCUCUCAUCUCGCCCACGGUCCUCAGGGACAACGGGAUCCCCUUCAAUCGGAUCACCCAGGAGGCUGGCGAGUUCAUGGUGACGUUUCCCUACGGCUACCACUCUGGCUUCAACCACGGCUUCAACUGCGCAGAGGCCAUCAACUUCGCCACCCCGCGCUGGAUCGACUACGGCAAAGUGGCCUCUCAGUGCAGCUGCGGGGAGGCCAGGGUCACCUUCUCCAUGGACGCCUUCGUGCGCAUCCUGCAACCUGAGCGCUAUGAGCUGUGGAAGCGCGGGCAGGACCGGGCUGCUGUGGACCACACGGAGCCCACGGCCGCGGACAGCCGGGAGCUGAGCGCCUGGAGGGGGGUUCUGCCCGGAGUCCCCAGCCAGCGGGCAGACGGGGUCCCCGUCAGCGUCUUCAGAACAGGAGGCUCUGCUCUUGGGGAGUCUGCUUCCCGGAGCCGACCGCCCACGCCGGGGCCAAGAUGCGCCUCUCGGUGGGCGCAAGGGGCCCAGCUCCGUCCCUGGGCUCGGCCGGCCCCGGACAGUGCUGGGGACCGGAGCCCUGACACCUGUCAUUGCGCUAAAGCUUCCACAGCCCCGAGUCCUUGA
This is a messenger RNA of Nyctereutes procyonoides (raccoon dog), 876 nucleotides long. Its product is annotated as lysine-specific demethylase 4D-like. The annotation marks the transcript as partial. NCBI's taxonomy places the organism in Eukaryota, Metazoa, Chordata, Mammalia, Carnivora, Canidae. Gene Ontology annotation, molecular function: histone H3K9 demethylase activity. The transcript has 2 exons. The record is from RefSeq and is a predicted model, not a curated record. Gene Ontology annotation, biological process: chromatin remodeling. Gene Ontology annotation, cellular component: nucleus.